UUAAGAAGCAAUUAUAUAAUUAUUUUCAGAUGGAACCUUUAAAAUGCUCAAGUACGAGCUCUGUGGUGGAUUCAUCAUUCUUUACAAAACUAUCAGACCUCAAAUUGAAUGAUUUUAAACUUGAUUCUAGCCGUAGGGAAAUUGGUGCUUACAUGACCAAUCCAAAGAGUUUAACCAAAUUUAACAAUAUCCCAAUCGUUAACCUUGACUAUUUAAGUUUUGAUUCAAAUUCCAAUGAUGAACAAGAUCCAGAGGCGAAUUUAUGGCUAGAUGGGUGGUUGUAUAAUAAGAAUACAAUUGAAGAAUUCAAAAAUAUCGAUAAACAAUUAUUUUUAAAGCUGGCAGGAUUAGAAAUUUAUAAUACCUUGAAAGUUUUAAAGGAACAAGGUGAAAUGCCAAAUUUCCAAGAUUUAAAUACUUUCCAUCUUCUUACAUUUUGUGAUUUGAAGAAAUAUAAAUUUUACUAUUGGUUUGCCAUCCCGGUUUUAAACUCAUCUUGGACUAUUAUCCGGAGAGAUGUUGCAAGUAUUAAUACCCAGAAAGAUGGUUCUAUUGGCUUAGUUCCGGUCAAAGCAGAUGGGACCAAGUGUAAAUUGAAAGAAGCGGAAGAAUUCAUAUUCUAUGAUACUAGUACCAAUAAGUCUCCUUCAAUACAGUUAAGAAACUAUUUAUAUUAUUUAGCGAUGAAUGGGUUCAAAUCAGUUAAAGUCACUAUAAGUUUACCAGGAAUAGGUAACUCUUACUCACUUGAACUUCAAUUGGAUAGUCUGUUUGAUACAGACUCAAUCCCAAAGAUAACUGGGUGGGAAAGGACAUCUAAUGGUAAGUUGGGUCCAAAAUUAGCAGAUCUUGGAUCGUUGAUAAAUCCAAACCAACUUGCUGAACAAGCAGUUGAUUUGAAUCUUAAACUUAUGAAAUGGCGAAUUGCUCCACAAUUGGAUUUAGAUUUAAUUAAGAAUCAAAGGGUAUUAUUACUUGGUGCAGGUACAUUGGGUAGUUAUGUGGCAAGAGCAUUAAUGGGCUGGGGUGUUCGGAAAAUUACCUUUGUUGAUAAUGGAAGAAUAUCAUAUUCGAAUCCGGUGCGACAACCAUUGUUUCUGUUUAAAGAUUGCUUUAGUGAUAAUGGACUUGGUGAAUGGAAAGCUAGUCGAGCUGCGAAGUCAUUGAAAGAAAUCUUUCCUGGGGUGGAUUCAGCUGGAUAUAAUUUGGAAGUACCAAUGGUGGGACAUCCUAUUUCCAAAGAAGAUGAAGGUUCAAAAAGGGCAAGUUUUGAUAAAUUAUCACAACUUUUCGAUGAACAUGACAUUGUAUUCCUUUUAAUGGAUUCUAGAGAGUCUAGAUGGCUUCCCACAUUGAUGGGAUUGGCCAAGGAUAAACUCGUUUUAAAUGCAGCAUUAGGAUUUGACAGUUAUUUGGUGAUGAGACAUGGUAAUUUACAAAAUAGUAAAGAAGAAGAUGUUCAUGUUGGACAAAGACUUGGAUGUUAUUUUUGCAAUGAUGUUGUUGCCCCGGAUGAUAGUUUAACGGAUCGUACAUUAGAUCAGAUGUGUACUGUAACACGUCCAGGAGUGGCACUUAUGGCGUCUUCACUAGCUGUGGAACUUUUGAUGUCUACACUUCAACAUCCUGAUGGCAAAUAUGCUUCAUACUCUCCUACAAGUUCUACUACAGACACAGUCUUGGGGGAAGUUCCUCAUCAAAUUAGAGGGUUUUUACAUAACUUCCUGCAAACCAAGCUUGUAUCACCAAAUUUCAAUAGUUGUUCCGCUUGUUCGCUUUCUGUAUUGAAUCAUUACAAACAAGAUGGUUGGGAUUUCAUCAAACGUUGUCUUGAUGAUUCAUCAUAUCUUGAGGAAGUUUCAGGAUUAAAGAAAGUACAUGAGGCUGCUGAACUUGGAGCUGCUGAACUUUUAAAGGAUUUGGAAUUAAGUGACGAAGAUGAUGAAUGGUUAAGUUAAAUCUACAAGUGGGAUCCCUAGAAUCGGGAUAUAUAUAUAUAUAUAUAAGUAAGAAUAGGUAAUAGUGGUA
Molecule: messenger RNA, 2028 nt
Organism: [Candida] anglica
Lineage: Eukaryota; Fungi; Ascomycota; Pichiomycetes; Serinales; Debaryomycetaceae
Source: the annotation of a GenBank genome assembly